Molecule: messenger RNA, 1692 nt
Organism: Patella vulgata (common limpet)
Lineage: Eukaryota; Metazoa; Mollusca; Gastropoda; Patellidae
Product: probable dolichyl pyrophosphate Glc1Man9GlcNAc2 alpha-1,3-glucosyltransferase
Exons: 13
Coding region: 276-1661 (461 amino acids)
Biological process (GO): protein N-linked glycosylation
Cellular component (GO): endoplasmic reticulum membrane
Molecular function (GO): dolichyl pyrophosphate Glc1Man9GlcNAc2 alpha-1,3-glucosyltransferase activity
Source: RefSeq, a predicted model, not a curated record
GGAGAAAACCCACGAGGUUUGACAGGCGACCCUAGGCGUACUCCUUGUCACGUACUACCGGGGAAUCGAAUGCAUGCCUGUUGACUCAAUGACAGCCCUUAGGAUGCAACACGCACACGCUAACCAUCUGUCCAUAUACCCCCUUUACCCCUCGGUCAACAGAUUUUGAAGUUCACAGAAAUUGGUUGGCUAUUACCCACAGUUUACCAAUAAGACAGUGGUAUACCGAUAAAACAUCAGAAUGGACAUUAGAUUACCCUCCAUUGUUUGCCUGGAUGGAGUUUUUCCUCUCACAAAUAGCUAAACAUUUUGAUCCUGAAAUGUUGAGAGUGAAAAAUCUGAACUAUGCAAGUGAUGCCACCAUCUUGUUUCAAAGACUGACAGUCAUUGUUACAGAUUUCAUGUAUCUGUUUGCUGCUAAAAAGUUUUGUGAUGUUUGUGUUAAGAAGACUAAAGGCAAAGAAUCCGCCUCCAGUAAUAUUUAUCAGAAUCCAUCUUUAAUUAUGGCAGUAUUAUUGAUGGCUAAUUUUGGUCUUUUGAUUGUUGAUCAUAUUCAUUUUCAGUAUAAUGGUGUAUUAAUGGGUAUAUUUAUAUUAUCUAUUGUUUGUAUAUAUCAGAACAAGUUUAUACAAUCAGCUUUAUGGUUUAGUAUAUUAUUAAACAUGAAACAUAUUUACCUGUAUGUUGCACCUGUGUAUUUUGUUUAUUUAUUAAGAUGUUAUUGUUAUAAUCCAAAUAAACAAGGGAGUAAAUUUUCCAUUUCAUCAUUUUCACCGUUAAGAUUAAUUUAUCUUGGUAUGAUAGUGCUAACAGUAUUUGGAAUUUCAUUUGGUCCUUUUAUUUAUAUGGGUCAGCUGUCUCAAGUUUUAUCACGGUUAUUUCCCUUUAAACGAGGUCUGUGUCAUGCCUACUGGGCGCCUAACGUCUGGGCAUUAUACAAUAUAGCUGAUAAAGCUGCUAGUAUUAUAGGUACCAAAUUGAAACUGUUGUCAUCAAUAGCUGUAGAAGAAGCCUCUAUGACAGGUGGAUUAGUACAGGAAUUUAGUCAUACAGUUUUACCAUCUAUAAAACCUAUAUAUACAGUAAUACUUACAUUAAUAGCUAUGUUGCCAGCUUUAAUACAUCUAUUUUUAAAUCCACAAAAAGGAGGUCAGGGAUUUGUGCGUUGUUUGGUUUUGUGUGGUUUUGCAUCGUUUUUGUUUGGUUGGCAUGUUCAUGAGAAAGCUAUACUUAUUAUCAUUAUACCACUGACAUUAUUAAUAUUAGAGAAGAGAGAAGAUGGUAGAUUAUAUUUAUUUUUAUCAACAAUAGGAUUCUAUUCUUUAUUUCCUUUAUUGUUUACACAAUUUGAAACACCAAUAAAAAUAGUGUUGUUGAUACUUCACUGUCUGUAUUCAUUUUCUAGUUUAUCUAAUAUUUAUAGGUCACCAAGUAGCAUACUACCAGUUGUAUCGUGGUACGAAUCUCUGUAUUUACUGGGUAUAAUACCAUUAGAACUCUACAACUCAUUCAUACAUCAUGUUUUAAAAUUAAACAUUACUUUACCAUUUAUACCAUUACUAUUAACUUCAGUCUACUGUUCUAUUGGUGUUUUAUAUGCCUGGCUCAGAUUCUACUCGACAACUUUAAAAUCAUCAACACAUAAAACAAAAACAAGCUAGUUACCAAAAAUAAAGAUUUUUAAUUAUACUC